AUGGAACAAGAUGUUAUAAAUUUGAAAAACCAUACUACUCAAUAUAAAGUACUGAAAGAUGAAGAAAUAAAACAAAAAGCCCUGAAGACAUAUAUGGAUAGCGAUGAGUAUAAAAAAGAAGUUGAAGCAAAUGUAAAGGCAGAAAAACUUUUACAGUUGCAAAACCAAACCGUACAGUAUGAAAACUUAGCACAAGAAAGUAAAAAUAACGACGCAGCCAUGCAAAAGGCAAUGAAAAGCGCAGAAUAUAUAAAAGCUAAUAAUGACUGGUUAGAUGCCCAAGCCAACGCCAAAGCAGCCCAACUUAUAGGGUCAAUAAGGACAAAAAUACAAGCGGAUGAAGACAGUUCAAAUGAAGCUUUAAUGAAUGCUGACUUUAAGAACGCCUUCGAAGCUCUUCAUAGUAAGGUGAAACUAGUGAACGACUUCUCAUCUGGAAAGAAACUGAAGUCUGAAGGUUUCGACAACGAGUUAAGAGAAGUAGCACAAAAUAUGACGAAAAUAACAGAUGCAGCAACGAGACAGGCAGUUCAAAGUGCCUAUGACGCCGUUAGAGCAACUGUUGUGGAAAGUCAAGAAAAAGAGUUACAACAGACCAAAACAGACCUAGUAAAUGCUUUCUUAAAAACGAAAAGUCAGGUAGGACAUUAUGCUGCAGAUGGAACAUAUGUGCCAGCUGGUGGAACUUAUAUACCAGCUGGUGGAACUUAUAUACUAGCUAGUGGAACUUAUAUACCACCAAACCCUCCAAGAGAAGCACCUGCACCAGGACUACCUAAAACAUUUACAUCGUCACAUGGACACAGACACAGGCAUGCACCAAAACCAACACAACAACCAACAGUUCAAAACACUGCACCACAACCAACAGUUCAAAACACUGCACCACAACCAACAGUUCAAAACACUGCACCACAACCAACAGUUCAAAACACUGCACCACAACCAACAGUUCAAAACACUGCACAGCAACAACCACAAACAGAGCAAGGACAUAAAAGAAGUAGAGAACAAGGAAACCAAGAAUUCUUAAAAAUGCUUAAGGAAAAUUAUGGUUACCCAGAUACUCUUGACUUUAGUGACAGAUAUAAAGAAGCUAUUAGAAAGUUCAAGGAAGGAAAUACUGACCCGAACCUAUUUAGCUUUAUGGUUCAGCACCAAAUGGGAUAUAAUUUCAAAUCUGGAAAAUACAAGCUCGCUAAGGGAUAUGAUUUAAUAGCAUAUCAUCCAAAUGACAUGAAUGAAUUUACUCCGAGAUAUUUGGUGUCAGAGAUAAAUGAUAAUUCAACUAUCUUCAUGAAACGCGUAAAAAAUAGAGACGGAACGAAAGAAGAAAGGGUUAUGAAUGCGGAUGACUUAAAUAGGGAACUUGUUAAAAACGGUCUCGGAAUAUAUGAAAUGCCAGCAGAUGAGGUACAAGAAACUCCACAGGAAGAAGUUCAGAUACAACCAGACAUGGAAGAAAUAGUUCAGCAACAACAGCUAGAAGAGCCUGAAGGAAACAAACAA
Messenger RNA from Trichomonas vaginalis G3, 1509 nucleotides. RefSeq names its product protein of unknown function, DUF4106 family. The annotation marks the transcript as partial. NCBI's taxonomy places the organism in Eukaryota, Parabasalia, Trichomonadida, Trichomonadidae. The record is from RefSeq and is a predicted model, not a curated record. The transcript has a single exon.